This is a messenger RNA of Papaver somniferum (opium poppy), 1379 nucleotides long. Its product is annotated as B2 protein-like. Gene Ontology annotation, biological process: response to endoplasmic reticulum stress. The transcript has 4 exons. The record is from RefSeq and is a predicted model, not a curated record. Lineage: Eukaryota; Viridiplantae; Streptophyta; Magnoliopsida; Ranunculales; Papaveraceae. The coding region runs from base 117 to 1124 and encodes 335 amino acids.
AAUCAAACCAACUUCAUCUCCCAUUUCUCAAAAAAAAAAAAAAAAAAAAAAUCUUGCUUCUUCUCUACAAUUACACCAACCAAGAAGUACUAAGAAAUCAGAACAAGAUCAAAAAAAUGGAAAGCAAUCAAGAAUCUUUCUGGCAAUUCAGUGAUCAACUAAGACUGCAUAACUCAAGCUUUGCGAAUCUCAGCAUCAAUGAUUCAAUAUGGGGAUCAUCUCUCAAUUCAAAGAAGCCUGAAGAGAGGAGAAACUUCGAUAUCAGAGUUGGUGGAAAUCGAAAUGAUUCUACCUUUCCUUCUUCUAACAAGAAUAUUGAUUACAGUAAUAAUACUAAACAAGUGCAGCAGCAGCAGAAAAAUGGGGCGGGGUCUGAUUAUCUGAAUGGAUUCAAUGAUGCUUGGAAAAUUGCGAGUAAGUUUGGUGGAAUUGGCGAUGGAGGAUCAUCGUUGAUGCAGAAGAAUAUGAAUUUUAAUGUUAAUGGAGGGUUUAACAAAGGUGUUUAUUCGAAGACUGACAAUUUCAAACAGAGUAAUACGAAAAUUGUUAACAACAACAGCAAUCACAAGAAGAAUGAAGAAGUUUAUGAAGGAAAAUUCGGAAAGAAAAACAACAAUAACAACAGUAACAGUAACAACAACAACAAUAAUAAUAAGAACAGUGUCGAUAAGAGAUUCAAGACACUUCCUGCAGCAGAAUCUCUUCCUAGGAAUGAAACAGUUGGUGGGUAUAUCUUUGUCUGCAACAACGAUACCAUGCAAGAGAAUUUACAAAGGCAGCUUUUCGGUCUUCCUCCAAGAUAUAGAGACUCAGUCAGAGCAAUCACACCUGGACUGCCUCUUUUUCUUUACAACUACUCUACCCACCAACUCCAUGGAAUUUUUGAAGCUUCAAGUUUUGGAGGAACAAACAUUGAUCCAACAGCCUGGGAAGACAAAAAAUGUCAGGGAGAAUCUCGUUUCCCUGCUCAGGUACGGGUUCUUCUGAGGAAAAUAUGUGAGCCACUAGAGGAAGACUCAUUCAGGCCAGUCCUUCACCAUUACGACGGACCCAAAUUCCGUCUUGAACUCAACAUACCAGAGGCAUUAGCUCUCUUGGACAUAUUUUCCGAGAACAAUCCUUGAAUGUCAGAGAAGAUUAUUAUACAAGUAUAAAAACUAGAUUAGAUGAUGAACUACAGAACUAAGGCGUACGUUCUAUACAAUUUUCUACCCUUUUUUGAAUCUCUUGAUGCGAUAAUAGUAAUUUGAAAUUACGAAGAUGAAAAUCUCCCUAUGUAAAUUAUUUGGAUGGUUUAUAUAUAUUUGAGAUUUCAAUAUACCAAGAUAUUAUGGUAGAUUAUCUCUGGAAUUCCAAAUCAUGCAAAUGUUUUCGUUUAA